AUGACAUGGCAGUUUUUUGGACAAGAUGCAGAUAAUGUCACAAAAGCCCAGCAGUGUUUGUGUGACUUGAAUGAUGAAAAUGAAAAAAAGUUUCUUCACUUGAUGAUUCAGACAUUGAUCUGGAUUCUGUCAGAACUUCUUCCAGUAGUGAAUCAGACAGUGCAGAUCUUGAUGUUCAGGGUCAGUUCAUCUCAGACGACCGCCAUGCCAGUUACGCCGCACGUCGCUGCUCUGCUGUUGCUUUGCAGUGUCAGAGCGUGGCCUGUGUUCAAGACUUGGUUGAGCGUUGACAGUGAUGGUGGAGAUAAUGGUCUUACCUAUUACAAUCGUACUAGCAGAGUGCUCAACUUUUUCCCAGUCCCUAUGAGUGUGGAGUGUCUCUCGGAUGAUGGACGCAGAACAGGAGUGUGUUUGAACGUGUAUGAAUGCAGGAUACAGGGCGGUCGGGCCAGUGGCCCUUGUGCUCUGGGCUUUGGAGUCUGCUGUGUCUUCACAGCCACUUGUGGUAAUGAUAUCAACAACAACAUGACCUAUUUCAUCAGUCCAACCUUCCCAGCUCUGUCACGUGAUGCAGCUGCCUGCAGUGUCCAGAUCAAGAAGAUAGACUCUAGCAUCAGCCAGCUGCGACUUGACUUUGUGCACUUCAAUCUGGGACAGCCGAACAGACGGACAGGUGUGUGUGAUUCAGAUGUAUUCAUCAUGAGUGGAGGAGUGACUCAGGACCUGAAGCUGUGUGGGCAAAACAGUGGUCAGCAUGUGUACUAUGAUGUGGAAAAUGUGAAUGACUCGGUCAAUGUUAUCAUGAACCUGACUGACAACAACUUGUUCCGUAUGUGGGAGAUCAAGGUCACACAGAUUGAGUUCAAUCAACGUGCCCCUGCUGGUUGCAGGCAGUACUAUCAGGGUAGCAAUGGAAUUAUCCAGACGAUGAACUUUGCAGACAAUGGCCGUCACUUGGCAGACCAAGACUACACCAUCUGUAUGCGGCAGGAAGAAGGAAUGUGUUCGAUAGCAUAUGAACCAUGUGAUGAGAACUCCUUCAAGAUUGGACCCCCAGUUUUGUCAGAUCCUGGCUCAGGAGAUGGUGUAGCUGGAGACAGCCGAGAAUGUGAUGACAAGAUUGUGAUGCCAUGUGACUCAGAGGAACUCAUCAUGCCGGAAGCCAGUGGGCCUGGGGUCUGUGACCUUCUGCACUGUGGCAGCUCAUUCUGUAACCAGGGGGAGAUGCCCUGCCGCAUUGAGAGUAGCGUGACUCCUUUCAACAUACGUGUGCAGUUUGGCCCAGGUGCCCGAGAAGAGUCCCCAGAAGACAAUCUUGGCAUGUGUCUGCGUUAUGAACAACUGCCGUGCUAUGAAUGAUGAUGAUGAUAACUGUUUUAUAUUUAUAUUCUCUUUGUAUUGUUGAAACUAAAGGAUGACAUAUUUAUUUUUAAUACAAAAUAUUAUUUUUGUAUAUGCACAUUUUCUCCUCUAUCCUAGAAUGUGUGUGCGCAUGACUAAGUGAAAGUGAGUCAAAGAUUUUGCUCUGAUUUUUCCAGGGAUCACUAAAAAUGAGUAAUAUUUAUGUGUAACAUGGUAAUAAGAAGCUACAUUAAAUUACAAACAUAGAAUUUAAUAGAGAAUAGACUUAACAGAUGUUAAACGUCAUUAAUAAUUUCCUUUGACACUACU
Cryptotermes secundus is the source of this 1671-nucleotide messenger RNA. RefSeq lists its product as uncharacterized. The transcript has 13 exons. Bases 1 to 1359 code for a protein of 452 amino acids. Lineage: Eukaryota; Metazoa; Arthropoda; Insecta; Blattodea; Kalotermitidae. The record is from RefSeq and is a predicted model, not a curated record.